AUGUUUGAGAACCCACCACCUGUAGAACAUCUCUUCGCUCUUUGCGCGUAUUUACAGCCGCACAACAGGCGACGGACGCGCAGGGACAGAACGAGCGAAGGAUCCACCGCUACGGGAGCGUAUUCUUUCCAGUAUGCGAAGAGACGAACCGCGGCUUCUUUCGCCUAUCCAAGCCCUUACGCUGACUGUGUCCAGGCUGUAACUGACAAGACCAGAGGGAAAACACUCAUCAGCGCGUCGAUGUCUUCACGGAAGGCAUCGCUGACGGACAAGCAGCAGCAAACCAAAAACGGCACGUCCAAAUAUGUCCUGGAGAGAUGUGCGUCCAUUAACGAGUAUUAUGAUAUUUCCUUCAAGGUGAUGCUGCUGGGAGACUCGGCAGUGGGCAAGACGUGUGUGCUAGUGCGCUUUAAAGACGGAGCCUUCCUGGGAGGCAACUUCAUAGCCACUGUGGGGAUAGACUUCAGGAAUAAAGUGCUUGAUGUAGAUAACUUUAAAGUCAAACUGCAGAUUUGGGACACAGCCGGCCAGGAGAGGUUCCGCAGUGUGACACAUGCCUACUACAGAGAUGCCCAGGCAUUACUCCUGCUUUAUGACAUAACCAAUAAGUCAUCGUUUGACAAUAUCAGGGCUUGGCUGACAGAGAUACACGAAUAUGCCCAAAAGGAUGUGGUCAUCAUGUUGCUCGGCAACAAGGCAGACUUGGCCGCAGAGAGAGUCGUCAAAACAGAAGAAGGAGAGAAGCUGGCCAAGGAAUAUGGUGUCCCGUUUAUGGAGACCAGUGCCAAGACUGGAGUCAAUGUGGAGCUCUCGUUCCACGCCAUAGCAAGAGAGCUGAAGCACAGAGAGAUGCAGCAGCCCAACGAUCCCAAGUUCCACAUCCACGACUACAUCGAGGCCCAAAAGCAGAAGGCUGGCUGCUGCGUGCUGGUUUAG
Molecule: messenger RNA, 936 nt
Organism: Knipowitschia caucasica
Lineage: Eukaryota; Metazoa; Chordata; Actinopteri; Gobiiformes; Gobiidae
Source: the annotation of a GenBank genome assembly